Messenger RNA from Schistosoma spindalis, 1140 nucleotides. The record is from the annotation of a GenBank genome assembly. NCBI's taxonomy places the organism in Eukaryota, Metazoa, Platyhelminthes, Trematoda, Strigeidida, Schistosomatidae.
CAUGAACCAAACCAAGCAAAUAUAUGAAACAUUCCUGACAACUUAAUAUAACUUUAUUUUCUGAAUGUCGUGAGAUCCUAUUACUUGAUUCGAUUUCUGGUUAGAGGCUUAAUUUUAGCAUAUAAAGGUUCACAAAACUCAUUCGACAAAUGUCUGCUAAUUAUUCAUUUCAAUAAGCUUUUUCUCACUAGAUACUGCGUACAGUUAGACUAUUUGUUCCGUCGAGUAGACUAAAAUAAGGACUACAAAUUGAAUUUAUUUUGAUGUAAUUGUUUGUUAACGGGGUUUAAUUGUUAUCAUUAAACUUAUGGUCUUAGUUAUCAGUCUAUUUUCUAUUAUUUUUAAAAAUAGUGACGUGAAUCUAUCACCAAAGCAAAUGCUCCGCUGUAUUGAUUUUUAUUUAUUGUGGCUCGUAAUGUUCUGCAACAUUAUUCCUAUUACAACAAUCACUUCAACUUAUAAGCAAUUCGGUCAAAAGCACAUUUCAGACGACAGAUUUUUGUCAGCCAUAGUAACUAUUUCAUCUUUAUUUAAUUGCGCUGGUCGUGUGAUGUGGGGUUCGAUUGCUGACCGAUUUUCGUUUAAAGUGCCACUAUGUGUAAAACUCACUAUUUGGUCUGUCGUUCUGAUAACAUUCCCACAUUUGUCAUUAUUUUCGGAAACAGUAAUUAAAAUAUUAUUUCCUAUUUGGGUAUUCGUCUUAUUUACCUUAUUCUGCGGAACACUCGUCCUCAUUCCAAAUGCAACUGGCACAGUUUUUGGGCCAGUCAAUUUAGCUGUGAAUUAUGGUUUAAUAUUCCUAGCAUUUUCGUUUGGAAGUUUUGCAUGCGCAAUUUUCACAACAUUCUUAACCCCAGAUGGUGCUUAUGUAUUCCAAUACACUGCCUGUGGAGCCGUUUGUCUAUUGGCACUGUUUAUCACAUUAUGGAUCGAGGAUAGAAAAACACCAGAGAAAUGUCAACUAUGUGGAUGUUUCGUUCGAUGCUGUUUAAAAUUGCGAGUAAAACAACCACUAAGUAGUCCACAUGAAUUACAAGCGCUUAGAUCUUAACAUGAACGGUCGGUUUUAUGAUAUUUAAUAUCUGCAGCUCGAAUAUAUAUAUAUAUAUAUAUAUAUAUAUAUAUAUAUAUAUAUAUAUA